Messenger RNA from Elgaria multicarinata webbii, 2766 nucleotides. RefSeq names its product FES proto-oncogene, tyrosine kinase (gene FES). Gene Ontology annotation, biological process: regulation of mast cell degranulation; chemotaxis; peptidyl-tyrosine phosphorylation. The transcript is spliced from 18 exons. Bases 7 to 2496 code for a protein of 829 amino acids. Gene Ontology annotation, molecular function: non-membrane spanning protein tyrosine kinase activity; ATP binding. Lineage: Eukaryota; Metazoa; Chordata; Lepidosauria; Squamata; Anguidae. The record is from RefSeq and is a predicted model, not a curated record.
GCCGCCAUGGGCUUCGGGCUGCAGCUCGGCUGCCCGGAGGGCCACAGCGCCCUGCUGCAGCUGCAGGAGGCGGAGCUGCGCCUGCUGGAGGGGCUGCGCAAGUGGAUGGCGCAGCGAGCCAAGAGCGACCGGGAGUACGCGGCGCUGCUGCACCAGAUGCACUGCCUGGCCGGCAAGCAGGAGGGCGGCGCGCAGCCCAGCGGCGGCUGCCAGAUCAGCCAGGUAGGCGAGUGUUGGUGGUCGUUGGUGACCCAAACAGAGGCACUGAGCCAGAUACUGCAGCGCCACGCAGAAGCCCUGGUCUCUGGGCCCCUGAACAAGAUGGGCCUGCUCAUUCGUGACAAGCAGCUGCUGCGCCGGAGCUACAGCGAGCAGUGGCAGCAAAUGAACCAGGAUUUCGUCCAGACCACCCAGCAAGAGCCUGAGCGCCUGAAGGCCCAGUACCGCACCCACGUCCGGGAGAGCUCCCAGGCCAAGCGCAAAUACCAGGAGGCCACCAAAGAAAAGGAACGCGAGAAGGCCAAAGACAAGUAUGUCCGGAGCCUCUGGAAGCUCUACUCUCUGCACAACCAGUAUGUGCUGGCUCUGAAGGCUGCUGAAGUGCAGCACACGACCCAUUACCAGCAGACCCUGCCUGGGGCGCUCCAGUCCUUACACAGCCUGCACCUGGAGAUGGCCCACAUCACAAAAGGCACCUUGCAGGAGUACGCCAGCAUCACCAGCCUGGUGCAGGAAGAGAUGGUGACCGUGCACCAAGCCAUGGGCCGGGCCAUUGAACGCCUCCAGCCGGCCGCAGAAUACAAAGGCUUCUUCCCCCAGUGCAGGUGUGGGAGUGAGCCCCCAGUCGUGGCGACCUUUGACAAGACUCUGCUGGAGGAGCUGCAGACAGAGGGCCUGCGAGCAGGCGAGCUGCAGCUGAAUGAGCUCACCCUGGAGAGCAUGCAGCACACCCUUACGUCACUGGAAGAGGAGCUGGCUGGUGCCACCGAGAGCAGCAGGAGUCACCAGCAGCGUGUCCAGACCUUGGCGGCUGAGAUCCAGAAUGCAGAGGUGGCCGGAGGCCCUGGAGAGCGCAUCGCGCUGCUGGGGAAGCGUCAGGCCCUCCACGAAGCCCGGCACCUCUUCCAGCUCGCCCAGGGCGCACAGGACAAGCUCCAGGCCCAGAGGGAUUUGCUCCGGCACAAGCUGGAUGAAUUGGGAUCCAGGGACCCUCCCCCUGCCGCAGCCCUGCAGGAGGAGGGUCUGUCCCCGUCUCCUGAGGGGCAGCAAGAGCAUGAUGGAGGCCGCCUGCCUGCCCUGGAGGCCCUGAGACACCACCUCACUGGCAUCUUCCGCCCACGCCUGUCCCUGCCGCCCCCGGUGCCCCUCCUGCCCGAGGUGCAGAAGCCGCUGGGCCAGCAAGCCUGGUAUCACGGAGCCAUCCCCCGCGUGGAGGUCCAGAGGCUGUUGCGGACCGCGGGGGACUUCCUGGUCCGGGAGAGCCAAGGCAAGCAGGAGUAUGUGCUCUCGGUGCUGUGGGAUGGGCAGCCCAGGCACUUCAUUCUGCAGGCGGCUGACAACCUGUAUCGCCUGGAGGGUGAAGCUUUUCCCAGCAUCCCACGGCUCGUUGACCAUUUCUUGAAGUCCAAGCAGCCCAUCACGAAGAAGACGGGCAUCAUCCUGGUGAAGCCUGUCAUGAAGGACAAGUGGGCGUUGGACCACGAGGAUGUGCUGCUUGGACAGCGUAUAGGGCAGGGCAACUUUGGAGAGGUAUUCAGUGGGCGCUUGCGUUGCGACAACACUCCAGUGGCCGUGAAGUCCUGCCGUGAAACUCUCCCACCAGAGCUCAAAGUCAGAUUCCUGCAGGAGGCCAGGAUAUUGAAGCAGUACAGCCACCCCAAUAUUGUCCGGCUCAUUGGCGUUUGCACCCAGAAACAUCCCAUUUACAUUGUCAUGGAGCUAGUCCAGGGGGGUGACUUCCUGACCUUCUUGCGAAAUGAGGGAGCUCAGCUCGGAUCCAAGGCGCUUCUGAAGAUGAUGGAGAAUGCUGCCGCAGGGAUGGCAUACCUGGCCAGCAAGCACUGCAUCCACCGGGACCUGGCAGCGCGGAACUGCCUUGUGACAGAGAAGAACACUCUGAAGAUCAGCGACUUUGGGAUGUCACGGGAACAGGAGGAUGGCAUUUACUCCUCCACGGGCAGCAUGAAACAGAUCCCUGUGAAGUGGACAGCCCCAGAGGCACUCACUUACGGCCGGUACUCCUCAGAAAGUGAUGUCUGGAGCUUUGGGAUCCUGAUGUGGGAAGCCUUCAGUCUGGGUGCUACGCCGUACCCCAAUAUGAGCAACCAGCAGACCCGUGAGGCUGUAGAGAAGGGAAUCCACCUGAGCAUCCCGGACCAAUGCCCUGCAGAGGUGUACCAGCUCAUGUUGAGGUGCUGGGAAUACGAGCCAGAGAGCCGACCGAACUUUAACACCCUCCACCAAGAGCUGGUUGUUAUUCAGAAGCGGCAGCAGUGAGACGCCGAUCUCCAAGAGCGCUGGCUAGCCCUCUUUCGCCCAGGAUGGAGCUGCCUGCCCCCCGCCAAGGGCUGCGUCCACAAACCAGGCCUUUGCCCUUUGCUUUUGGCAUGUCCUUCUGGUCAUACGGACCUUGUCCUAGUCUCCAGGUAGUCCGUCUCCCCGAAGUCUGUCCAACAUUUCCAGCUGUGGUGGCCAGAACAACCCCAAAGCCCAGGCUCCAAACUCAGCUGUAUCUGUUUUCUCUGUAAUUGAAUACCACUGUAAUAA